This is a messenger RNA of Morus notabilis, 2014 nucleotides long. Its product is annotated as chaperonin CPN60-2, mitochondrial. Gene Ontology annotation, biological process: protein refolding. Gene Ontology annotation, molecular function: ATP-dependent protein folding chaperone; ATP binding. The coding region runs from base 95 to 1819 and encodes 574 amino acids. The record is from RefSeq and is a predicted model, not a curated record. Lineage: Eukaryota; Viridiplantae; Streptophyta; Magnoliopsida; Rosales; Moraceae. The transcript has 18 exons. Gene Ontology annotation, cellular component: mitochondrion; cytosol.
UUUAGCCUCCAUUAAACCCCUAAAACCCUAACGUGUAAAAAAGCACCCUCUGUAUACCCGUUUCUUCUUCUCCUUCUUCGUCUUCUUCUCAACCAUGUAUCGCUUUGCCACUAGCCUCGCCUCCAAAGCCAGGUUGUCUAAGAACAGCUGUCAGCAGAUUGGUAGUAGAUUGAGUUGGGCAAGGAACUAUGCGGCCAAAGACAUCAAAUUUGGGGUGGAAGCCCGUAGCUUGAUGCUUAAGGGUGUUGAAGAUCUUGCUGAUGCUGUUAAAGUGACAAUGGGACCCAAAGGCCGGAAUGUUGUUAUCGAGCAAAGUUUUGGGGCCCCUAAAGUCACAAAAGACGGCGUUACUGUGGCAAAGAGUAUUGAAUUCAAGGACAGAGUCAAGAAUGUUGGUGCUAGUCUUGUAAAACAAGUGGCAAAUGCUACAAACGAUGUGGCCGGAGAUGGUACCACUUGUGCUACUGUCCUCACUCGUGCUAUAUUUACUGAAGGCUGCAAGUCAGUGGCAGCAGGGAUGAAUGCCAUGGACCUUAGGCGUGGUAUUACGAUGGCUGUUGAUGCUGUUGUGACCAACUUGAAGAGCCGGGCAAGAAUGAUUAGUACAUCUGAAGAAAUAGCACAGGUUGGAACAAUAUCGUCUAAUGGAGAAAGAGAAAUAGGUGAGCUAAUAGCUAAAGCCAUGGAAAAAGUUGGCAAAGAGGGCGUCAUCACCAUCGCAGACGGGAAGACAUUGGAUAAUGAAUUAGAGGUAGUUGAGGGAAUGAAGUUUGACAGGGGCUAUAUAUCCCCGUAUUUCAUCACCAAUCCGAAAAACCAAAAAUGUGAGUUAGAAGAUCCACUCAUACUAAUCCAUGAGAAAAAGAUCUCAAACCUAAAUGCUAUAGUGAAAAUAUUGGAGUUGGCCUUGAAGAAUCAAAGACCUCUACUAAUUGUCGCUGAAGAUGUGGAAAGUGAAGCACUGGCUACUCUCAUUAUAAACAAGCUCCGAGCUGGAAUCAAGGUUUGCGCCAUUAAAGCCCCCGGGUUUGGAGAAAACAGGAAGGCAAUUAUGCAGGAUCUUGCCACUCUUACUGGUGGGGAGGUUAUAACUGAAGAGCUUGGUCUGAACAUUGAAAAAGUAGGACCAGAAGUGCUCGGUAGAUGCAAAAAGGUUACAGUAUCGAAGGAUGACACUGUUAUUCUGGAUGGUGCUGGUGACAAGAAAACGAUUGAAGAACGAUGUGACCAGUUGAGAUCUUCCAUUGAGUUGAGCACUUCUGAUUAUGACAAGGAAAAAUUACAAGAGCGGCUUGCAAAGCUUUCUGGCGGUGUUGCUGUCUUGAAGAUCGGAGGAGCUAGCGAAGCAGAAGUUGGUGAGAAGAAGGACAGAGUUACUGAUGCUCUAAAUGCCACCAAGGCUGCUGUAGAGGAAGGAAUUGUGCCUGGUGGUGGUGUUGCUCUUCUAUAUGCCUCCAAGGAGCUAGAGAAGUUGGAGACAGCAAACUUCGAUCAAAAGAUUGGUGUCCAGAUCAUUCAGAACGCUCUCAAGAUGCCUGUAUACACAAUUGCUUCUAAUGCCGGCGUAGAGGGGUCCGUAGUUGUUGGCAAGCUGUUGGAGCAGGACAAUCACGACCUUGGAUAUGAUGCAGCCAAAGGUGAAUAUGUCGACUUGAUAAAGUCGGGAAUCAUUGAUCCGUUGAAAGUCAUCAGAACUGCCUUGGUAGACGCCGCAAGUGUAUCAUCAUUGUUGACAACAACUGAAGCUGUUGUUGUUGAACUUCCCAAGGAUGAGGAGCCCGUUGCAAUGCCGCCGGGCAUGGGAGGUUUGGGUUAUUAAAAAGCCUCACCAAAGUGUUUUUGAUUCUUUGAUCUAAACUUUGCAACAGAAAUUUAUGGAGGAGAAUAAAUUUUUACACAAGCGAAUAUGAAGUUUAAUAGGAACUCUUCCUUGGUUACAUCUAUUCAUUUUUUGUUAACCAUUUAAACUGAGAGUUUUUAGAGUUAUUAUUAUUAGAUAACUACACUUCGUGAC